CCAGGUAAAUGCUUCUCUUAUUGCUGUGGUACAGCAGUGGAGGGAGGCGGAAAUGUUUCUACCCGCGACUACAAUUGUGUUGUGAGGCCUUUUCCAUCUCAUUUUCUUUUUUGUCAUGUUCACGUUUGUCCUCGCUUUCCUGUUUUGCACGUUCCCCUUUGUCUCUUUUUGCACUCCAUCGUCCUUUCUUUGAGCACCUCUCUAUUUCUUCAUUUCCUGUUUUUCUGGCCAUCCUCAUCCACUUCGCAGUCCGCACCACCACCACCACUAUCACCACUACCAUUAUUAUCUACAGCAAAGAUGCCCCAUUCCAGGCCAAUCUCAUCACUACGUUCUCUUGCAUACACACUUGUACCGCUUCUCUGCAUAUUCACAUUCCCGUCAGUCGAUGCCCAAGCAUUCCGGCCAAAUCGCACAGACGGCGCCCUCAGUGCUUUCAUAGAAGGUCAGGGGCUCUACAUUCUCGGAGGAAGGGAAUCAAUUGGCAGUAACGCAAUCUCCCAGACGUUCAUGAUCGACCUAUCAACUUCCUGGAACGCCACAAAGCCAGCAUAUAAACAACUACCGACGGGGCCAGCUAUUGAAGAAAUGCCCAGCGUUAUGACAUCCGACGGCCGCUGGGUGGUUAUUGACUACGCCUCCACCGUCCAUGUCUUCGACACCAAGAAGAGCACAUGGAACAAAACCUUUGCAGUCAAAAACUUCAACACCGGGGUCGGAAACGGAGCAGUGUUUGAUCCCGACAGUGGCUCCAUUUACAUACCAAACGGAUACUUGGACGCCAAGAAUCAGGUCAACGCGUUGAAGAUGAACUUGGAUACUCGUACAACAGAGAGUGUUCGUAUCUAUCCUACAAAUCCAUCGUCUCUUGGAGUCUCAGCUGCUUGGAGCCAACAAUUUCAGAAACUGAUUGCAGUAGGAGGAUACAUUCGCGGUACAUUCUCAUGGAGCACCGUUCUCAACUGGACAAACAUGACACAGCACACGACGGGAACGACGCCCCCAGGGGCGUCCAACGCCCAAAUACGGACGCUUCAUUGUCUUACGCCAGCCUACGGAGGGUCGAAGAUGAUCCUGUUCGGCGGAAAGGACUUUGAUAACGGCUAUCGCGAUAUUUAUGUGCUGGACGUGGCGACUUUUACGUGGACGAAAGGCCCCGAUAUCGAUCAGGGGAAUGCAAGAGAUUCAGCCGCCUGUGCAUUUUCGAACGAUCAGUUCAUCGUAUGGGGCGGGUCCACAAGGGUCAAUGCCACUCAGUUCAUCUUCAACAACAAACCUCUCAUCUACAACCUCAAAACUAAAUCCUGGACCUCCCAGUACAUCGUCCCGGUCGUCCAAUCAAAUAUUACUACUACUUCUGCCGCCACCGCCAUUGUUUCAUACAUCUCCACCUCGGCCACCGCCUCAAGUGCCUCAAGUCCUACACCGUCCACUGAUUCCCUUGCGUCGACUUUACCAGGAACUAGUCGCCUACCUGUGAUUUUGGGCGCAGUUGUAGGAGUCCUUUUCGUGUCUAUUGUUGCCGGUGUUGUCCUUGUGUAUCGUCAACGAAGGCAACCUAAGGCCUCCAGCGGUUCUGUCCACCAGAUGUCAAAUCCAUUCCCUGGUCCUUCUCAUCACAAACCAAGCGCAUACAGCAUAUUGCGUAGUCCAUCCGCUCAUGGGCCCUCGUCCUGGCCAAAGCACUCAGACAACUCGCGGCAUUCUGAAAGAACCCACGCACCCGAAUCGCAAUCCUUCUACAGCUUAUCUCCUUCUGCCGGUGCAUACCCACCCCUGUCUCACUAUGUGCCACCACCACCACCACCCCAUCCGGCCAUCGUUGCAGAGGAGAGGGUUUAUGACCACACGAAGCAUCGGUACCCAAGAGCGGGUUCCCAGCGUCCCCCACAGCAGCAGACAUUCAACCGAAACGCAGAGAUGUCUAUGAGACGCAAUGUCCAAGAAGGUCUCCAUGGAACACAGACUUAUCCACAACAUCCUCAUACGAGUAUGAGUGGACCAACGUUGGAGGGUACUUAUCUAGACGAUUAUUAUGACCCCCGCCUCAUGUCAGAAUCUCCUUGAGGAGCGCCAAUCCACACUCUACAUAGUCUCUAUCCUUCUCUAUAUCAUCAGACGCAUCUUAGAUUAGUAUAUUUUAAAUGAAGUAGUAUUACGUGAAUCUGAGCAGUCGACCAACUGUAUGUGCAAAGUGUCGACGCUGUAUGUAUUAGCAGUAAACACUAUGGCCUGCAGUAUUCGAGAGGACGUAGUCUUAAUUUGCGUCUGGGAAAGAGUAGCGAGACAGUGAGGUGUAAAGAAACCCCACUGCUGUGCUGCGCUGUGCUGUCAAUAAAAACCAGG
Gamsiella multidivaricata is the source of this 2346-nucleotide messenger RNA. RefSeq lists its product as uncharacterized. The transcript has a single exon. Bases 301 to 2067 code for a protein of 588 amino acids. Gene Ontology annotation, molecular function: protein binding. NCBI's taxonomy places the organism in Eukaryota, Fungi, Mortierellomycota, Mortierellomycetes, Mortierellales, Mortierellaceae. The record is from RefSeq and is a predicted model, not a curated record.